AUGGCCCAGCACCGGGAGGUAGCUGGGGCGUACUGGAAUCACGAACUCUCUCCCACAGAGGACUUCAUCAAGUACUACAACAGGGAGAAGACGCUUGUGAGAAAAGAUGACAUUGAUGGGGAAGGGUACGCCGCUUGUCGAACCUAUCGUCGUACAGGCUGGGCCAAACGUCCCGGCCACGAUGGCCUCAAAGAUGGCUUUGUGUAUGGUAUCAGUUCUGUCGUGACCCCUCCCCAGCAUUACCGUCGCGGCUACGCAACCUACAUGCUCUCCCUCCUCCAUCUCCAUCUCCAACCUCCUUCCUCCAUCCCAUCUUCUCUCCUGCCUCUGAAGCAGGAUGAGCUUGUCUCGGGCUUCAAGCCAGGACAAGCGGAUGAACUACCAGUAGCUCUCGGUUCGUGGCUCACGUCUGACGUCGGCUCGACUUUCUACUCGAAAUGCAGUCUACAAGAAGGUAGAAAAGCCUGGGUAGUAAACGACAGUCAAAACUCGGGUCUGAAAUGGGCUAUCAAGCCCACGGCUCCAGACUUUGACGAAGAUAAAGUGGAAUGGAUCUAUCGACCCGAUAUCGAGUCACUCAGCAAAGAGCUCUCCACCCGCGAGAAAGCUCGCCUGGCAGAGGCAGACGUCUCGAAAGGCGCGAUCUGGGCCGAAGACCCCGCGUCAACUGGUGCCCUCGCUUUCCUCCCCGUCAAGUCUACGUGGUAUGACCCCUCUUGCGCUCCUCACCCCGUCGGCGUGCGUAUCAAGACGGGUACCCCGGCAGAAGACCCUAUAGUGUUGUUUUUGACGAGUUUCUUCCCAAUCGGAUUUGAGUUUUUGGUCACACUCAUAUCUAAACUCACUCCCGAGUACUUUCCCUUGGCUCUGCAGGCCUUUGACAAGGCAGCGUCAGAUGCUGGGAGGGAGAGGGGAUUUAUCUGGGGUUUGGAUCCUUUCAGUGAGAUCGUGGAGGCGUGGAAGAAUCAGCCUGGGAGAGAGGUGGAAGUGAAGAAGAGGGCGGAGGCGAAGGGAGGUCUGAUGGGUACUGUCUACUAUGGCGAAGAGGGCCAGGAAGGUAGAAUGCUCGACGGGCAGAUGUGGCACUGGCUGUAG
Messenger RNA from Cryptococcus amylolentus CBS 6039, 1095 nucleotides. RefSeq lists its product as hypothetical. Lineage: Eukaryota; Fungi; Basidiomycota; Tremellomycetes; Tremellales; Cryptococcaceae. The coding region runs from base 1 to 1095 and encodes 364 amino acids. The record is from RefSeq and is a predicted model, not a curated record. The transcript has 5 exons.